Urocitellus parryii (Arctic ground squirrel) is the source of this 592-nucleotide messenger RNA. It is a transcript of the gene Bex5, whose product is annotated as brain expressed X-linked 5. Lineage: Eukaryota; Metazoa; Chordata; Mammalia; Rodentia; Sciuridae. Gene Ontology annotation, molecular function: signaling receptor binding. Gene Ontology annotation, cellular component: cytoplasm. Gene Ontology annotation, biological process: signal transduction. The record is from RefSeq and is a predicted model, not a curated record.
GCGGUGCUCUCUGAAGCGGGCGAACAGUUUUGCCCAGAGAAGGAGGAAAGUAGUAGAAGCUGACCCUGAUUUGGUCUUUAGUUCCCUUGGCACAGCAGAUUUGAAGGCUCAGAGAGAGGCAGCUUCUGAUCCCUACAGAAAGAAGAAAUAAGAAAAACUUCAACAUGGAAAAUGUCCCCCAGGAAAACAAAGUUGAGGAGCAGGCUCCAGUAAAAAAUGAGGAAGAAGCUCGCCCUUUAGAAGGUGGUGAAGGCCAGCAACCUGGAGGAAAUAUUGGAGGGGUUUGGGCUCCACCUGCUCAGGAUUUUGGAGAGGAUGUGCCCAAUAGGAUUGCUAAUAACAUUGAUAUGAUAGAUGGAGAUGCAGAUGAUAUGGAAAGGUUCAUGGAGGAGAUGAGAGAGCUAAGGAGGAAAAUUAGGGAGCUUCAGUUGAGGUACAGUCUGCGUAUUCUUAUAGGGGACCCCCCUCACCAUGAUCAUCAUGAUGAGUUUUGCCUUAUGCCUUGAAUCUCCAGGUUAAUAAUCAAAACCCCCUGCUUUCCAAACUUGUAUUUUCUUGUUGUACCCUUUAUUGUGAACUUUUUGGUGUUCUG